CCCGCUUUUACGAAUUAUCAACAACGGAUCGGCAAAUUUACUAAUUCCGAGGUUUGAUCAUCGAUAAUUAAAGCUCGAAUAUUGGUCGGAUAUUGGUCGGAUAUUGGUCGAAUACUUUUAAGUGAUCAUAAGGUCGCUCUGAUAUAAGGAAGAAUUUGGAAUGCCUUCAGAGGAUAUAAAGAUACCGACACCUAGAAAAAUUUGCGAUAAUUGUCGACGAAGAAGUGAGUCUUUCACAUAUACCUCACGGCGGUCCCUGGUGGAAAAGAGUUCCGAGUAUUGACAAGUUAAGGGAUACGAUGUGAUGGCAAUCUCCCGUGUAAGCAAUGCGGAAAUGCAUUAUUAAACUGCAAGAGGGAGCACAUACCGAGGAGAAGAGGACCAAAGCGAGGAAGUGGUAGAGUGAUUAAUGAAUUGAGGGCUCAAGAUGGUGGAGCUAUCAAAAGCUUCGCAGAGUCCCGUGAUUCAGGCUCAGGUGGAAGCAGUUCCGGAACCGGCUCGUAAGUAUGAUAUUUCUACCUGCAGCAGAGUUCAAGGCCCUUAGUGUUCCAACUUGACCGCGAAUACAGUCAGAACCAAAAGGAUAUCUGAACAUGGAUCAAAUUCCAAGUAUUUUUACGCGAGCCGUGACAUAAGGAAUUUAUGCCAAAUAUCUGUCCCUCUUUUGUCGUUCCCAGCUAAGAGAUGCUAUAUAGAAUUGAUAUUGAUAUUGAUCAUUGGGUUUCGAAUGCAGCCAACUCUUCUGCUGCACAAACGUAUAUAGGACGACCAGCCUGGUAUCCGAUCAUGUCGGACAUCUCGCCUCUUUCGAAUGAUGGGACAAAUGGAAUCUUCACGACGGAUCAGUUUAGGCCUACAUGUGUCAGCUACAUGUAUCUAAUCCCAAAAUGCCUUGACCUCUUCCUUGAGCACUUAUAUCCGAUUAUGCCAUUAGUGCAUAUGCCCACUUUGAGAGAUUCAAUCAAGCGACCACUGCAGAUGCACGAGAAAAACCUUAUCUAUUCUCUAUGUGCUAUUACUUCAACACAUAUGUCGGGGAAAAACAUAUUAGCUCCAGGGCCACCUUCGUGGGAAAUAGCUGGACGGUUCUUUUUAGACGAAUGUAUCAUGGUUCGACAGGGUUAUGACUUUGUGGAAGAUAGAUCAUUGUCCGCUGUGAUAUCUUCAUAUUUUGUAUCAACUGCAUUCUUCGAGCUCAACCAGUCUAGGAAAUCCUGGUACUAUUUGAGGGAAGCAAUGACAAUGGCCCAAGACAUAGGAUUACAUGAAGAGUUCAAAUAUUCCGGUCUUCAUCCAGCUGAGGAAUUGUGUCGUAGACGUACAUUUUGGAUUUUAUAUGUCACGGAAAGGUAAGUUCGAUUUGUCCAAAAUGUGAGGUUCUAACAUGAUCGUAGGUCUUUUGCCAUUCUGCGUCAUAAACCUCUUACCUUCUCGAAAACGCCAGCCCUGCCAUCAACACUGCAUGACUAUGAAGCACCAGAAAUUCAUUCUGGGUUUAUGCAUCUAGUACAUUCUUACCAUCUGCUAGACUCUAACUUUGUCGAUUCUUGGAAUGAAGCUUCUGAUGCACCAGUAUCAACGCUUACAUAUACAGCGCUUCAACAACAACUAAAUAUUUCCCAUUCUUCUCAAGUGUCCCUUACUGCCAUACAGAAAGCUGAUAUACUCGUUACUCAACAAUGGUUGCGCCUAAUCGUUUGGCAAUCUUCGAUGCGUCAAGGGCUCCUUUCUUCUGGAGCAGCCGACGAAAGCAUGACCUUCCGAUAUCCUCUAAAGAUCGCCCACUCUCUCUUGAGCGUUAUAUCUUCACUACCUAUCACAAGUAUAGAAGUUCAUGGGAUGGGUAUUUUCGAGAAGAUCUUCGAGAUCGGGAACUCGAUGGUAGAUAUUAUGCAAGCUUAUGGAUCACAAAUGCCCCAUGAAGUAUAUGGUAUCUCUCAAGAUCCAUUUGAUAUGUUCGUAAGAACACUGAGUCAGACACCGAACUCUCAAAGACAAUAUGCGAACCUUUUACUUGCGAAAGUGGCCGAAAAGCCAGAAAUACAGAGAUUUUCUCACACCUUGACAAAGGUACUAUCCAUUGAUACCAUGCCAUAUGCCAACGGACCGAAUACGAAUACUAUUCCGCAUGUAGGCGAACAGCAGUGGGUGGGAAGUACCGUAGGCGAGUUUAAACCCGACGAGGAUGCUGUGCGCAAGGAAGAUAUGGACAAACCAACGAUAACGCAAUGGAUAAUAUGGUGACAGUCACUCAAUCUGGUAGCAUGAAAGCGGAAAAGAAGAAAGAUUUGAGAAAAAAGCUUCUGAUUGACCCUGAAAAUAAGAUCACUACCUAAUGCAAGGCGACUUCGUGUCAGGGUUUGUUGAUGAACAAUCGGAUCAUUGACAGCAGCUGUUCCAUCACCGUAUGAAUCUCUUUGAAAUUAAAAAACAAUCACCGACUGGGACGACAACUAAAGAGCGGUUUGAACGGCGGUACGUCAACUUCCAGCGCAAACUUAGUUUUCUAGGACCAUUCCAAUAAAGACAAUCUUCUAUCUUCUACUCUCUAGUCGAAAUGACCGAACCGACGUUUGAUUAUCUGCACGUUUAAGCUUGACGUCAGUAUAGUAGACCACACAAAUCACAGCUGCAUCAACAGUCUAAUCGCAUGACCAUAUUUUCGUUCGACUCCAAAACGGUGUGCCAUCACGACAGCCUUAUACAUGCCUUCUUCAUACCCUUGCAAU
Molecule: messenger RNA, 2729 nt
Organism: Sclerotinia trifoliorum
Lineage: Eukaryota; Fungi; Ascomycota; Leotiomycetes; Helotiales; Sclerotiniaceae
Source: the annotation of a GenBank genome assembly